This is a messenger RNA of Herpailurus yagouaroundi (jaguarundi), 2966 nucleotides long. RefSeq names its product centrosomal protein 15 (gene CEP15). The transcript has 5 exons. Lineage: Eukaryota; Metazoa; Chordata; Mammalia; Carnivora; Felidae. Bases 157 to 558 code for a protein of 133 amino acids. The record is from RefSeq and is a predicted model, not a curated record.
GGGACCCAGCAUCCGCACUGUAGCGGACGCCUUUACCGAAAAGGUCUAAGCGCGGCUAAGUGAGUGGAGUCCCACGGCGUUACGGGCCGCGGGUGGGGGCCCUGACUGUCCGAGAACGGCGCAGGACAGUCACCUUUGGCUUUUGCACCCAGCCAGAUGAUUUGCCUUCAGGCUCCCAGCCUUCAAAGUACUGCACUUGAUCUUUUAUCAGUAUUGAUCCAGGCUCUUCAGUCAAGAGUAUCACAAAGAUUAAUGUUACUUCAACAAAUGGAGAAUAAAUGUCUAGAUGAAAACAAGGAAAAGGCAUCUCAGAUACAAGCAGCUCAAACUGCUCUUAAAAGGAACCUUAGUCUUUUAAAGGAUAUAGAAGCAGCAGAAAAGUCUCUACAGACCCGGAGUCACCCAAUUCCAUCACCAGAGGUGGUUUCUCUUGAGACUCUUUACUGGGCAUCAGUAGAAGAAUAUAUUCCCAAGUGGGAACAGUUUCUUUUAGGAAGAGCACCAUAUCCGAUCGGUGUUGAAAAUGAAAAUGAAGCAGAAAAAUACCACUCAAAGUGAGGCGCAGUGAUAACUCCUUCACAUGCUCUUUCAAAAGAACCUGUUUAGUACAGCCGAAUAUUAAAGAAUAUGCAGAUCGUUUCAGGAACUUUAGCAAUCGGGUAUGUUCCCAGUGUCCCAUUACCUUCUCAAUGACAGUCAGGAUCUGACAAUCUGCUGAGUCUCAGGUUGUCACUUUGAGACCUACUAGUAGUUCCAGGUCAAGAAUUUGCCUUCUGCCAAAUCCAUGGAAGUGUUAGUGUUAAAAGCUCACACUGAAAGGUGGACUGUUUAUUAAACAAGUUGCUAAAUAAGUGUGUGUGUCUCGUUUUAAGAAAAAAAAAAGCAUUUACAGCCAUUCUCAUCUAAACAGUAAAUACUGGCUGUUCUGAUGCUACAUUUUCUAGAAUCCUUUUGGUUAUUUUAUUACGGGGAUCAUGUUCAGCACAGGAUCAAAGUGGGUGUUGGUCCAUUAUUACAGUUUCUUCUAACAAGUAGAAAAAAUAGAGACACUUAAGCUGCUUCAAUAUAAUAUUUAUUAGAGAAUGGAUUUAUAGGAUUUUGUCCUUCAUAGAUAAUCAAACCUCUGAAAAGUUCUGGGGGAAAGAACUAAACCAUCAAGCAUUUGAUAAGUAGCCAGUUUCAGGAAGGCUCAGACUUGGUUCUGAAAAAGGUCCCCUGUUAGAGCUGAGAAUGGUUAUUGGAUUUUGACUUGGUUAUUUAAGGACUGCCAACCCUGUGAAUGUCGAUAACUCCUCUCAUCUUCUCAUCUUUAAACUUGCCCUUCCCUCUCCCUUCUAUUGUCAUGAUUUCUGAAACUGUCAGAAAGCUUUGAGGUUCCUCAGUCUUCCACUGCUUGAACACUCAAAAAAAUUUGUUUUUCUAAUUAUAGAGGCAGCUCCUGCUAGCAAGGGGAGUCUAUACGUUCAUUGCCAUUCAAGCAUUUAAAUUUCAAACUGGUUUGUGUUUUUAAAAGAAAAUAGGAUAAGCUAAAAGAAAAAAAAAAAAACAACACUAUAUUGAAACGUCCAUUGUGCUGAUAAGUUCCUUUAAACUACCAUCUUGGAAAUAUCCUGUUGAGUGGGUGGAUGGUGUGGGUAACAAUAACGUUGUUUUCAUAAUAUGCGCUGGCAGAUUAACAUACUUCUCUACAGUGUUAACAGUUGUAAUUAAGGAAUAAACAGCACAGAGUGUCAGUCCGAUGACAAUUUCAUCUAUAGUGUCACAAUACAAAAUGUCACAAAAUAUUAGAACUGUUAUGUAACUAUAAAAAGUACCCGCUUAAAAGCUGAAAGCCUUUUUAAAAAAGGAAGACAGAGAAAGGAAGAAAAAAGAAAACUGGCAUAGAGACCAGAACAAUUUAUACCUUCUCAAGAAUGUUCUGACAUGAAAAUAAAUUGAUAAUUUUUUUUUUUUCCUGUUACAUCACAGUUUGGUUUCUAGCCAUCCAGUUGAUUUAGCAGGAGAAUGCACGGCUUUUUAGCAGCUUUGAAUUGGUAAACAGAUUUAGAUGUAGUAGAAAGGAACAUGAGGAAGUUUUUUUUUUUUUUUUUUAACAUCCAAUCUUUCCCAGCAUAUGCACAUAAGAAGGUGAAUGAAGCGAUGUGAAACUUAUAUCUCUUUAGUCAAGUGAAAAAAAAGGCUAAACAUUUGUUGAGAUAGUAAAAUAUUGUGUCAAGCAAGUAGGCACAUUCCAAAAUUAAACAGUGGUUGAUACGUUAACAUCCUCAAAUAUUUGAGUGCACACUUCCUUUGAGUUCUGUAAAUUAAAUCACCAGUAGGUUCGAUUAAAAUACAAAAUGAAUAGCAAUUUAACCAUGUCAAGAAAAGGUUGUUUUUUUCCUCCCCUAAGUUGACUGACUUGCUAAAUAGUUUCUAAAAAGAGCAUAUAUUUAAUAUACCCUGGGUUACCACUUAGGGAAGCGGGAUGGAUGUCAUUUCUAGGCUUUAGCUGUAUCAUUUGCCCUGUUACUAGAGAAUACCUCAAAAACUCCCAGAGAUGACUUUAUUCCUGGCCCCCACAGAACUCCCUCCCCUCCUUGUAGACUGUAACAGAUUGCACCACAUGGUGUAUGUUUAAAAAAAUAUAUAUCCAUAGGGACCUAGAUACCCCAUUAAAGGGCUUUAUAUUCCUCAUGGCAAAUUAGCUUUACAUAGGAAUUUCCAAGUACCGUUUUCUGUAAGGAGGGAAGAAAUGCCGUAUCUAACGUGUAUUUUGUAUUUGCUAUCACUAGGAAUCAGACAAGGAAACAGGUCAUCUACUCAUACUCCCCCUGCCCCCUACCACUGCUAUGAUUCAGCGUCCUUCCCGUUCACUCCAUCUCAUACCUGCUAUUCAUGAAAAACACGAAUUCGGUAUUUGGGGGUUUGGAUUUUGGUUUUUGUCUGUUUACAAUAAUGGGAUUUUCAAAAUAAAGGUCAUUUCAAGA